Molecule: messenger RNA, 411 nt
Organism: Musca vetustissima
Lineage: Eukaryota; Metazoa; Arthropoda; Insecta; Diptera; Muscidae
Product: armadillo repeat-containing protein 6 homolog
Exons: 3
Coding region: 1-402 (133 amino acids)
Biological process (GO): hematopoietic progenitor cell differentiation
Source: RefSeq, a predicted model, not a curated record
AUGGAUAUAUGGGAGGGGCGCCAUUCUCUAUAUUUAGCCAAUGAGAAUGUGGUCAGUGCCGCUUUAGCCUGCAUCUCCACACUAACGUUGCGUGUCAAAGAUAAUAGUAAAACAUUUUUUGACACUGGUAUAGCAGAGACUAUUGUUGAAGCUGUAAGACGUCAUCCCAAAAAUAAAAUUGUACAGCGUAACGGUGCUUGGGCUAUACGUAAUAUGGUCUCAAGGUCUAGAGAACAAUGCGACACUUGGCUAUCGUUUGGUGUUGAAGAUGUACUCAACGCUGCCAUGAUCGAACAUCCAUCUGUUGUUACCGAUAUUAAGGCAGCAUUACGUGAUCUUGGUUGCAAAGUUGAACUAAAAGAAGAAUGGACUGGUACUGCCGAAAAGAAAAUUCUCAAAUGAAAUUGAGGG